Linum trigynum is the source of this 2992-nucleotide messenger RNA. The record is from the annotation of a GenBank genome assembly. Lineage: Eukaryota; Viridiplantae; Streptophyta; Magnoliopsida; Malpighiales; Linaceae.
AUCCACUUUAAUAUUGUAACCUUUAUCAUGUGUCAAUUGAACUCCCUAUUAUAUGAAUGCAUAAUAUUUGAUGUAACUUUGAUAAAAUAUGAGUUCAGUCUCUGCACUUCAAUAUGUUUGAUUGUUUUAACUCAAGUUACUUCAAGUGAGUCUAUCUAACUCCUAUUACAUAAAAUUUUGAGUUCCAAUGAAAAAUUCGAGAAAGAAUAGACAUUCUCGUAAUUUGUAUCCAAGAGUCAAUUCGAAAAUGACAAAUUGGAUUCGAAAAUUGCGAAACAUAAUUAAAAAAAAAUUGAUUCCUUUUUUCAAUUGAAUAAGUACGAGUAACGAAUGUAUGAAUAAAAAAAAAUCGGGCCACAUAUUACUUUUAGAAUAAAGCCUCCAAAAUUGAUUGAAAGGCCCUAUUCAGCGAUGAAAAGAAGAGAAGAGAGAAAAGGAAUCGAUGUUAUGGCCAUAUCUACUCCAACAGAUAAACGAAGUCACAAAUGCCCCAUUGCGCUAACAAUUGCAUGUGACAUUAAAUGGAGCACAAGGCAAACAAUAGCAGGUUUAGGAUUAUGGAGCAAUAUUCAAUGAUGAAUGUGAGAUGGGGAGUCGACGGGAAAAAAGAAAAAAAGAAAAAGAAACACCAGAAUGAAACCCUAGCCAGUACGUAAUAAGAAGGGGGCAAAAGAGUAUAAUUAUCAAAAUGAUGAAUCAAUGGUAAAUAAAUUAAGAGGGGAGAGCAAAGCAAAUCAAUUCAAUUGAAUUUCAUGGAGAUGGCUGGCUAUAUAGCUCUUCCUUCGGGAACAGAGAAAGAGAGGGUUAUUAACAAGUUUGUGAAGAAGACUUUUUAUGGGCAUAUGGCGUUAAAACCUCACUUUUCCAUCGUGAUAUAUAUUUCGUUGAUUGAAUCUAUUCAAAGACUUUUUUUUCUUUUUCUUGAAGUCUUGCUUUGGACCAUCUAUCUAUGUUAUUGCUUUCAUUUCUUCAGUUUACAACUGGAGUUUUUUUCUUCUUCUUCUUCUUCUUCUUGUUGACGAAAUGUUCAUUGGUAGCUAGCUACCUAUGAUCGAUGAUGGUGAGGAGGCAUUCCCAGUUUUGUAAUAUGAUUUUGUGUAAAUGUAAUAUGAAAAGAUCAGUAGUCAAGUGAAAAUAAAUGUCAUAUAAGUAGUCAACAUGCAUGCCCUAAGAAGAUAUACGUAUAUGUGUGCAUAUUACAUGAUAAGUGCAGAUAUAGCAAUAUAUGUAGAUAAUCUUAUUGACUGUGACUCUGUGAGAUCAGUUAGGUAACAUACAUAGCAAAUUCGAAAGGAAAGAAAAAAACAAGAAAUAAGUUUUUUUUGGUGGAUUUGUAAUUGCUAUUAUUGCAAUUGAUGCAUUGUACAAAUGAUUGGUUUCCGAUACAAAAUCUUUGCUUGUAAAAUCCUGCAAAACCUUGUCGUAUCAUCGUAUCAUGACAUGGUUAUAACGAUGAUAACGCCACCGAGUUUUGCAGGUUAAGAUUUUGUACCCUAUCCGCUCACUUAUAUAAUUGGACUGUAGUUUUAGGACUAAAAAAAGAAAAGUUUGCUUUUGAAAGUAAAACUAAUAUUUACUCUUCCUUUUUUUUUUUUUUAAUGCAACACUUGUGAAUAGUUUAUGUCUUCAUCUUCUUCAAUUCACCACAGAAGUGUCAAACAAAAUCUUAAUUUGAUUAAUUAAUCAUGAAAUUUAGGGGGGGAAAGAACCCAUUCCUUAACGAUAAUAACAACAACAAAUUGUCAAACACAGAGUUUGUUUUGGUAAGAGGAAUAAAAUUUAGGAUGAAGAAAAUUGCACAGACACACAAAUACAUAUACCAGAUCCAUAGAAGAAAGAGAUCAUUUAUUGUCUAAUCUAUAAAAAGGCAGUAGUGGCUGCCAUAGCUAGCACAAGCAACAUCACUUCCCCACACAUACACACCUCUCCCCAUUUUCCUCACAAACUCAAACCCUAACCAGCUACCUAACCCCUUCACCCAACUUCUUCUUUCGUUCUUUCUUCUUCUUCUUGAUCAUCACCACCAUGAACCUGGAGGAGAAAGUGACAAUGGACCUGAUCCCGCCUUCGGAGCAGCUCUGCUACGUCCGCUGCAACUUCUGCAACACUGUCCUAGCGGUUGGGAUACCGUACAAGAGGCUGCUGGACACGGUGACGGUGAAGUGCGGUCACUGCAGCAACCUCUCCUUCCUCAGCACCCGUCCUCCCCUCCAGGGCCAGUGCCUCAACGACCACUCCCACCUCCACCUCUCCCUCCAGGAUAAGGCCGGACCCGGAUCAGCCUUCUGCAGCACUGACUUCAACCUCAAGAAGGGACCGUCCUCCUCCUCUUCCUCCUCCUCCGCUGAGCCGCUCUCUCCCAAGGCUCCCUUCGUUGUCAAACCGCCGGAGAAGAAGCACCGCCUCCCCUCCGCUUACAAUCGAUUCAUGAGGGAGGAGAUUCAGCGGAUCAAGACUGCAAACCCAGAGAUACCGCACCGGGAGGCCUUUAGUGCUGCUGCCAAAAACUGGGCAAGGUACAUUCCAACUUCAACGGCUGCUGCCGGCUCAUCAGUCUCUGGGAGCACCACCACCACUGGCUUGCAUUUUGCAGGAAUGAGGUGAAGGGAGCGGGAUCGAUCGAUGAACUACUGUUGGACGUUGUAUCAGGAAAGUGAUUGACUAGCCUUGCUUAACCAUGGCUUAAUCAAUCUUCAAUUUCUGUGUGGAAGGAACAGCUAUAGCCAAGCUCCUACUUCUGCUGAGGCAUCGGAGAGUAACAGUAGUAUCAAUAUGUAUGUGCUGCUUUCUAGUUUUCGUUUUAGUUUCUUCGCUGCUUAUUGAUUAGAUUAAGAAUGUAAUGUUUUUCUUUUGAUGGGAACUCAAUGAAUGUUGUUAUCUUUCCUGGAACUAGCUAGCUACUCAUUAUGUUGCUCCACAUGCCAUGUUCUUUUUGUAUAUACAUAAUUGUUGUUAAAGGGUGUACUUCUCAACAUAAAAGGUAACAAGAUGG